Messenger RNA from Piliocolobus tephrosceles (Ugandan red Colobus), 7379 nucleotides. RefSeq names its product oxidoreductase NAD binding domain containing 1 (gene OXNAD1). Lineage: Eukaryota; Metazoa; Chordata; Mammalia; Primates; Cercopithecidae. The transcript has 8 exons. The record is from RefSeq and is a predicted model, not a curated record. Gene Ontology annotation, molecular function: oxidoreductase activity. Gene Ontology annotation, cellular component: mitochondrion. The coding region runs from base 330 to 1268 and encodes 312 amino acids.
CGCUGCAGCGUCAUGUCUGGGACCGCGGAGUAUCCCAGGUGCCGGCAGCUAAGCGUGGCGGGGUCUGCAAGCUACACCAGCGGGGAAAGUUUCCCUGUUUCUUGUCGCCUGCUUUAACGCCUUAAACAGCCCCCUGAAGGCUGCAGCAGGUGCUAGGUAGCAUCCUACCGGCCCUCGGGAAAGGCGGAGUGGGGAGGCCAGAGCAGCUUAGUCUCCUUGACCUCCCUUCCUGGUGACGGACGAACAGUUCCCGUGGAAUUUCGCUUCACCGAGUGACCUUGAGCCCAGGGCGAAGGUCAGCCUGUUAGUUCCUGGCUGCAGGAAGCGCCAUGGCCUGUGCUGCUGUUAUGAUUCCUGGGUUGUUGCGGUGCUCUGUUGGAGCCAUCCAUACUGAGGCUGCUUCACUGAGAUUGACACUCAGCACUUUGCGCUACCUUACUCUAACCAGCAUAAUGAAAUCCAAAAGGAAAACUGAUCACAUGGAGAGAACUGCAAGUGUCAUUCGACGAGAGAUUGUGUCAGCAGCUAAGGUGUGUGGAGCUGCCAGUGAGUCACCGUCAGUGAAGAGCCUCCGCUUGCUCGUUGCUGAUCAAGACUUUUCCUUUAAAGCUGGCCAGUGGGUUGAUUUUUUUAUUCCAGGAGUCUCUGUGGUUGGUGGGUUUUCAAUAUGCUCCAGUCCCAGACUGCUAGAACAAGAGAGAAUGAUAGAAUUGGCAGUGAAAUAUACAAACCACCCUCCUGCCCUCUGGGUUCACAAUACGUGUACACUUGACUCCGAAGUGGCUGUGAGAGUGGGUGGAGAGUUCUUCUUUGACCCUCAGCCUGCGGAUGCCUCUAGAAACCUCGUGUUGAUUGCAGGAGGAGUCGGAAUUAACCCUCUGCUUUCCAUCCUGCGGCACGCAGCUGAUCUCCUCAGAGAGCAGGCAAACAAAAGAAGUGGAUAUGAGAUAGGAACAAUAAAACUAUUCUACAGUGCAAAAAAUACCAGCGAACUCCUGUUUAAGAAAAAUAUCCUUGAUUUAGUAAAUGAAUUUCCUGAGAAGAUUGCAUGCAGUUUGCAUGUUACAAAACAGACUACACAAAUCAGUGCAGAACUCAAGCCGUACAUCACGGAAGGAAGAAUAACGGAGAAGGAGAUAAGAGAUCAUAUUUCAAAAGAGACUUUGUUCUAUAUUUGUGGCCCACCUCCAAUGACAGACUUUUUCUCCAAGCAACUGGAAAACCACCAUGUAUCCAAAGAACACAUUUGCUUUGAGAAGUGGUGGUAGGAGGCAGACACAGAAAAGAUAAAGAGGUGAGAUCUACUCAGGAGAUCUCCUGUCCUUUGUGGCAUGAUUAAUUUUUUUUUAUCUCUACUUAAGUUGUCUUAUUUUUUAAGGCUGUAAACGUAUUGACCAGCUGGAUAAAAGCCAGCUGGCAGACUUAAAUGAUAAACUUUUUGCAAAGACCUCAGUGAUCAAACUGUUUUUUACUACACUGAUUUUCUUUUGUUAACAAUGAUUUAAUUGUCUCAUGAUGUACCAUGAUUGGUCAAUAUAGAUUUUUCUUUUGUCUUUAGGCAAAAAAAUAUACAUAUAUACUUAUGUCUAAUCAUGGGAACAUGUGAUUUUGAGUGUAAAAUGUGGGCUAGCUUUAAAUUAUUUGACAACCAUCUAUAUAUCUUAUGUUUAAUAAAAUUAUAGUUUAAGUACAAUCUUAUUUUACUUUGAAAAUUCUUUUUAAUGCCUUUGUUUACUGUACUAUGGCCUACAGUCUUAUUUGGUACAUCAAAGUUAAGUUUGGACAUGGAAAAUUGUUAGGAAAACUGCUUUAGGGAGUUAAAUAUCUAGCAUAUUUGCUUUUUUGUUAAUGAAUAUCGUAAGUGUGUGUCCUAACUGUUAGUUUCUUCUUAAAUGAAACCCUUUCUGUGUCUUGGCUGUCUGCCUUAAUGCUGUAGGAGGCAGCUUCUUGCUUGGGACAAAGGCAUUGGUGGUGUUCCAUGUUGAAUCUGCCUUCAGUGCCUGGGCUGGCUGGCUAUGGAAAUGUACUUAGCAUUGAUUAGGGGGUAGAGAGCUGUUUCUAAAUCCUGCUUUUUUACUUUUAUUUCACUCAUUUGCCAGAGUUGUUCUUGGUACCAGCAGCUCCUUAACAUAUAGUUGUUGAAUGACUGAAAGAAAGCAACUGAUGUUUUAACUCCUUGCUAAGUCUGAGAUUGGGAGGCAGUCCCCUAGAGUGGAUACAGAGAAUGGUGGAGCCUCAUCCCAAAGCUGCUCUGAUGAAACUGCUAGAAAGCAGAUUGUAGUUCUUUGUUUAGAUUUUUAAAAAUCCAAAAGAAGUCCUGACUGAGGCCAGGCCACUCCUUUUAUGACAAGUAGUCCUGGGCCCAAGGUUGCCUGCAUAGAGAUCACAGGAGGGUGAAGGGAGCCUGGGAAGAAGGACAGAUGAGUACUGGAGACCUAGGGGCUCCAGUUGAGAUUCUGUUCUGGAGCUGAUGAGAGAAGACAGGUUACCCUUUCUUAUCUUUGUUAUUGCAGGCCUCCCAGGGACUUCUGGGCUUGAACUCAUAUGAUUCAUGGGACCUGAAGAUGACUCUAGCUUCUGCCCAGUUUUGAGUUUUCUCAAGUUUUAAGCAGAGAUCAUUUGUCAACCAUUUUGAUCCCAGAUUUGAAUUUGGGGAGGGAGGAGCCUUUGACGUGAUGGGAAUAUCAUAAUCCAUUCAAGGAAAUGGUCAUCAGUACCUCAGAGGUGAAGGAAAUAUGUGAAGCUCUGGGCCACUACAAGGAGCCCUGACUUAUCAUUUGGCCCCAAAGUGCCCAGGCUGAGGACAUAGGAGCAUGAUGAGAUGUGAGGAUGUGGGAUUAUCAAGGGGCACUUCUACCAACUGGUGAAGGCAGUCGGCGGGGGAGGACACCUAAAGGUAUGGGGAAAGUACGUAACCCAGGCCUCUCUGCGUCAGGAGUGGAGGUGCAAGGUGAGCAUCUCCAGUGCAGCAUGGAAUGGGAGGAUUGGGAGGUGUUGCCUGCUGCCUUUGUUUGACCAGCACCACGCUGGCUGUGUGCCUGCUGUUGUCAGAGAGCAAGGGUCACCUGUCCUGGAGAUCCCAGCUCUGCCUGCCACCCUGUUGCUGACUCAGUAUUGGCAGAAUUGCUGAGAUGGGCCCUUGCCUGGAGUGUUCAUCCUUUCAGUGCUGUCAUUUUGGUGCUAAGCGCAGAACAGCAUUUUCUGGUCUGGCGGAGAAUGUCCUCUUGCUCUUGCCUGCCAGGCCUGUCCUGAUCUUUUUGGUACUUAAAUUGAGCUAACUUCAGCCAGAGUGACUUGGAAUUCAUAGUGCAGUGGCUCAGAGUAUAGGCUCGAAAGCCCUUGAGCCAGAUUGCCUAGGUUCAGAUCUCACCUAUACUACUUACUAGGUAGAUGAGCUUGAGCAAGUCACUUAACUGCUGUAUGCCUCAUUUAAAAUUACACACUUAAAACUACAUGUAAAAGGGAGAUGGUACUGCUACCUACCUACUACCUGAUAGGGCUGUUACGGGGAUUGAAGGUGAUCGUACAUGUGAAGUGCUUAGCAAAACACUGCAUGAGUGUAUUGUCAUUAUUAAUUUGCUAUUCCUUGUCCUAUUCAGAAAGGAUUUCAAGAGGCUAGAUGCCUUAGAUGUGGUCUAACUUGAAACCUUCAUGUGGGUGUGCGUCUGUCUUGUUUAUUGCUGUGCCAGGCACAAAAUAGGUACUUCAUCAAUAUUUGUUUCAUGGGUGAAAGGGCCUGCUCAGAGUUGAUGAGCUGGAUUGAAGUGACUUCUUAAGGAUCUUCUGGCUCUAUGAGUUUGAAAAAAUGUUUCUUCUUUUGACGUGAGACCCUUUCACAGCCUACUCAAGAGACUAGGUUAAUCUGAUAUUUGUAUCUUUCUCAAAUUUUAUUUAUAGUUUUUCAAACAUACGACAAAGUAGAGAUAGUAAAAUGACUUCUCGUGCAUCUAUCACCCGGCUUCCAUGACUAGCAGCAUUCUGUUUUUUGUCAGCGCUCAGCUUCUUCGUGGGGGUGUUCUGAAGCUGGUGUAUUUUCAAGCAAAGCCUAGAAAUUAUAUCGUGUCACCUGUAAAUUCUUCAGUAUAUAUUUCUAACAGAUACAUCACCUCAGCACAAUCACAAUGCUAUCAUCAUACCUAACACAAGUGACAAUGAUUCCUUAAUACCCUCGAAGACCCUUCUGUGUUGUUUCCUCAUGGCCUCAAAAGUCUGAAUAUUGCAUUAGGUUAAUGUCUUUUAUGUUUAUUUUAAUUAAUGGCACACUCCUUACACUCCUACACAUACACAUGGACACUUUUUUCCCCCAUGACUUAUUUGUUAAAGAAACUGCCUUAUUUGUUCUGUAGGCUUUCCCACAUUUUGAACCUGGCCUCCUGUAUCCUCAGGGUGUUGCUUGAUCCUCUCUCCUCUGUAUUUCAUGUAAACUGAUAAUUAUAUCUAGAACUUGUUUAUAUUCAGAUUCAAGAUUUUUUUUGCAAGCCUACAUUAUAAAGUGGUGUGCUUCCUGUGGCAUCACACGAGGCAUAUAAUGUCUGUCCCACUUUUAAUGCUGUUAAGAUGGAUCAGUGGUUUCAGCAUUUGUCAGCCUGAAUCAUCCAAUAUAAUGGUCUUCAUCAAACUUUCACCUAAUUGUUUUAGCAGCCAUUGAUCAUUGCCGAUAGCUAUUUUUUCAUUAAGGGUUAAUUAUCCAUUUCUCUUAUUCUUCCUGCAUAUAUUGUCUGUGAUUGCUCCAUAUAGAACUUUCCCUCAUCAGCUUUGAUUCCCCUGAAAUGAGUCUGUAAAGAAAAGGCAGGAUUGAUGCUUGAUUUAUUUCCUUUUAUUUAUCAGUUAGCAUACUAUGUGUUGGUGCCUUAGCAACCUUUAGACGACCAGUGAGAUUAUUUAAAGUAUCAUUAUGAACUCAUGGCUUUUUAUACAUUUGAUUGUUUUCAUCCAUUACAGUCAAUUUGUUGAUGUUCAGCUUGUUUUAGGUCGUCCCUGUUGUGUCAGUGGUUCACAUUCAAUCAUGGUUGAUGAGGUUUGGGGCUCUUAACAUGUGCAAAAAGUUCUCCAAUAAACAGGUAGGAGGAAAAGGAGAUGAGUGUGGUGUUAAGAAGCCUCAUGAAGAAAGUGUUUCAUAGAGGAUGGAUUGGCUAGCUGUGUCAUGCUGCUGAUAGGACAGGAAAGACGAGGUCUGAUGAGUGAUCAUUGAGUGGCCAUUGAUUUGGCAACUGGAUGGUCAUUGGUGAUCUUGAUAAGAUGGAUGGUGGGAGUGAAAACAGUGAAAUAGGUUUAGGAGCAAUUCAGAGGAAAUCAAUUAUAAUGAAUAUAGAUAAAUUGUUAAAGAGAAGAAAAAGAUGGAAUGGUAGCUGGAAAGGGAAGUGGGGUCAAGAGAACAUUUAUUGUACUCAUUGGGUUGUUUUACUUUUUAAACUUUUUGUUUUGAAGUAAUUUUAGAUUUACGGAAGAGUUGCAAAGACAGGGUUCCUCUGUAUCCUUCAUCCAGCUUCCCCAAAUGUUUAACGCAGCUGUGGUAUAUUUAUCAAAACUAGGAAAUGAACAGUACAGCUAAGUUGGUACAGUACUAUUAACUAAAGCACAGUUUUUGUUUGUUUUUUUGUUUCUUUUCAAGAUGAGUGAAGUAACAGCCUGAUUAUAUGAAAAACCAUGACAGAAUCAUUCAGUGGGACUCAGGGAAGUGACACCUUUUUCUAGAGGAUGAUGUAUUAACUGUCAUUUAUUGAGCAUCUGCUAUGUGCAAUCACUGAGCUAGACACUGAAGAUAGGAAAGUAUAAGACAAAGGUUAUCUUAGGAGCAAGUUAAAUACUUUGGGAAACCACUUAUUUUUUUUUUUGAGUGAGUCUAAGAGUGAUGGAAGGUGUCUUCUGGAAAUAACUGAGUUACACAUUGAAAACAUUUCGACAAAAUUGAAGGUGGAAAUGCUCUGGGGGAAAAUGUUGUUUUGCAUCUAUCACUGUUUGAAAGAGAAACUAUAGCAAAUGGAUGACUGGGUGAGUCACUGGAAUGAUGGAUCCUAGGGUCCCAGGGGUAGGGGAGUGGGAAAGGCUGCACCCAUGCUCUGCGGGGUAGGAGGAUUGUUAUACUGGACUUACAGCACAGACACAUGCGUGCUUGCAGUGCUUGUCAAAUGAUCCAAGGGCGUGUCUCUCCUAUUUUUUUUUUUUUUCUGUCUGAAUGGAAAACAGCAAUUUCUUCCAUUCCUGGUUAUUGCAGAUGAUCUGAUAAUUUAACCUGAGAGCUGUUAUUUCAUUUGAUUUUAUUUUAAAACUCAAAAGAAGUAUACUGUUCUCAUCUUAAACAGCAAGAUGUCUGGCCUUUAAUAUUAUUCUUUCUUAACAUACAAUAAGCUAGCAGUGUGGUGAUGACAUGUAGAUACCUCCAUACCUCCUAAUGUGCCAUAAAAUUAAGGCAUGCAUUUUAAAAUGUUUUGUGCCCAGGAAUCCAAACUUUAUAGUUGUUGAGCAGCCAUCUUCAUCUGGUCUGUUCUGAAUUCUUAAAACCUGCAUGAGCUGAUCAGCCUAACCUGGCCCCUUCCAGCUCAUCCCCAUGUCCUAUUUUGCUGUAUUUGAGCUUAAUAAGAUUUUGUCUCUUCCUUUUUAAAAAUUACCUAAUAAAUAUGACCAAAAAUUGUUAAAUAAUUUUUUUAAAUUACCUAAUAAAUGUGACCACAAAUAUUAAAUAAAACUAUACAGAUUAAAAUGCUGAAGUUCUCUUCUCCCCUGUCCUAUUCCCUUGCCUAGAAGGAACCUCUGUAUAAAAAACUUGCUGGGUAUCCUUUUAGAGAUUUUAUGGUAUAUUAACCUUGUAUACAUAUACAACUAUGUGGGCAUAUACAACUAUGUAUCUCAUUCUUUUAACACACUUCAAAUUUUUGGUAUAUACCAUAAUAUACUUAACCAUAUCUCCAUGAUGGACAUUUAAAUUGUUUGGAGUUUUUGGCCAUUACAAGCAAUAUUGCAGUAAACCUGUUUGUAUAAUUUUUAUGCACAUACUCCUGUAGAAUUACUAGAAGUGCCAUUUCUGAAUAAAAAAUUGACUAGUAUUGCCAAGUUACCUUAUAAAUGCCUAAUCAGUUUAUGUUCUAACAGGGUAUGAAAGUGCCCACUUCUGGCCAACAUUAGAUACCCUCGGUCUCAUACUUAAGUAUUUUUUCCCCUAAUCAGUUAGAUGAAAAGUGAUUUUUUAAACAAUUUUCUGAUUGCUCCAUAGCAUUUUUUUUCCCUAAGGUAUUUUAGCCAUCCUUAUUUCUUCUUUUCAGAAUGGUGUAUUUCUGUUGUAUGUCCAUUUUGAUAUCUUACUGAUUUAUAACGCUUUAUAAAAACAGAAUGAGUGCUAAUCCUUUGUUAUGUGUAUUACAAAUAUAUAUUUUUCCAGUCUG